AUGUCGUUAACUAUCGAUGCAUUUUUGGACCCACAGGAAGGGCCAGAGGCUACCGAGUUUCUACAUACGCUUGCCUUUUCCGCGCAUGGCUCCAGUGACGAUAGCCGGUAUUCGGUGCUAGGGCAAAUCAGACAGUGGGGUGAAUUUGACUCAUCCAACCUUGCCUCGAACUCCCAGAUCCGUAGCAUUUUGGACCUUCACUUCACCCCCAAGUGGAAGCCUUGGCUUCCCGACCUUGCCCGCGUUAUACAUAACGAAAGGCAAUUGGAACACCUCUAUCACAUCACGCUCAUCACACGUGUGAACAUAGCUCUCCAAAGGGCACUUUCACCGGGUAACUGCGUUACUGUGGUAGUGUGCCCUGGCUCAUUCGAUAGCUAUGAUCCUCACAGCAUUGACGGGAAGGAGACAGUUAUCUUACCAGAUUGGAUCGCUAUAGAAGGCGACUAUUCGCCACACGAUGGCGCUUUUCCGCCAUUAGAGACCCUGGCACGCCAGCGCAAGAUCAUUGCCGUCGGAGAUACGAAACUGGUCCGCCUGCCGUCGAAUUUCAGCUCACAGAGCGAGAGGACCCGGUAUGCAGGGCUUGUUGACGGAACACAUUCGUGCCGCCGUAGUUACCUCGCCCAGGUGCAGCACUACGCUUGCAUGCUCUAUACACGUUUCGCAUUUGUUCUCACAAAUAAAGAACUUUUGCUUGCACAAUUUCUGCAAGAAAGAGAAGCAACACCGCGUCUCGAUCGCGAACGUGGGCUACGAUCCGGAACAGGAUUCCAGACGUUAGAGCAUGGCUUGUCAUCAGACUUUAGGACAUCUGAGCCUACCGGAAAAUUCCAAGAGCCUACAAGUGGUGGCAAGCCUCUACAUACUCCUCAUUCUAGACCAAAAAGAAGAAAUAUGAGUGGUGAAACCCCCUCUCGCCAAUCGCCUGCGGUGUCAGGUAAUUGGGCUGGGGACGAGGGCUUUGAGUUGGCUUCGUCUCUAUCUACCUCCCCCCCUGCAUCUUCCCAAAUGACAAGAGAGCAGGUGGUUGACGCGGCUUCAAAGCUUGUGCCGAGCCCAAGUCGACAUCCUCCUGAGCAAAGUUCGUCUUCAACGUACCAGUUUCCACUUACCUCGCCUGAAUCAGUAAUUUCUCCAUUGAUGAGCCGAAAUCGAUCAAGCAGCUUGACAUAUGCGCCGUCCGAACGUGAUAAUGAAAUUGGAGAAGUUCUAGUUCAAAGCAUCAGGGUUCCAAAUCUUUAUGACCCGGAUAGCGUAGUCAAAAACAAGCAAGCGGUGACACAUCCAGCCAAAGCCUUGUUUGCUUUGCUAAUGCUUGCCUAUCUGGUAGGGCCACAAGGGAGGAGUAUAGGCACAGAGGAAAUCGGAUUUGGGUCUUUACUGGACCAGGCGACACGAUAA
Molecule: messenger RNA, 1404 nt
Organism: Penicillium chermesinum
Lineage: Eukaryota; Fungi; Ascomycota; Eurotiomycetes; Eurotiales; Aspergillaceae
Exons: 2
Coding region: 1-1404 (467 amino acids)
Source: RefSeq, a predicted model, not a curated record